Candida tropicalis MYA-3404 is the source of this 3327-nucleotide messenger RNA. RefSeq lists its product as uncharacterized. Gene Ontology annotation, molecular function: nuclear import signal receptor activity; small GTPase binding. Gene Ontology annotation, biological process: protein import into nucleus. The record is from RefSeq and is a predicted model, not a curated record. Gene Ontology annotation, cellular component: cytoplasm; nucleus. NCBI's taxonomy places the organism in Eukaryota, Fungi, Ascomycota, Pichiomycetes, Serinales, Debaryomycetaceae. The transcript has a single exon. Bases 1 to 3327 code for a protein of 1108 amino acids.
AUGGAUGCCCAAUUCGUAUCUUCAUUGGAGGAAACUUUGAAACAGAGUUUAGUCCCAGACUCUGCUGUUAUUAAACAAGCUUCUAACAAGUUGGUUAAGGAAUUUUACCCAAACCCAGCUACCCUUCCAGCUUUACUUCAAAUCUACCAAACCACUGCCCAAGAUGAAUUAAAACAAUUAGCCUUGGUCGAAGCUAGAAAAUUGUCUUUAGAUAAAUGGAAGGAUGUUGACGCUUCCUUGAAACCAACUAUUAGAGAAUCCUUAUUGAAAGCCACUUUUGCUGAACAAAAUAAACGUCUUAGAAAUUUGUCUGCAUACCUUAUUGCUGCCAUUGCAGACACUGACUUAGAAAACCAAGAAUGGCAAGAUCUUUUGCCAACUUUGUUUACUGCUGUUCAAAGCACUGAUGUCCAAACUAGAGAAGUUGCCACUUUUAUUUUAUUCACCUUAUUGGAAUCCCAAUCAGUUGGUAUUAUCCCACACAUUGCUGAUUUGUUGGCAUUAUUCGGUACUUUAUUACGUGAUGCUUCUUCUAAAGAAGUUAGAAUCAAUUCCAUCACUUCAUUGGAUGUUCUUGCUCAAAUUAUUGAAGAAGAUCAAGAUGGUGCCAUGAAAUUAGCAGACAAUUUCAGAUCAACUAUUCCAAGCAUGAUUGAAGUUUUCAAGGAAGUCAUUAGUGGUGAUGACAUUGACCUGGCUAAAAAGGUUUUCAAUGUCUUCAAUAGUUUGGUCCUUGUUGAUACAAAAUUGGUUGGUGAUCACUUAAUUUCCAUGGUUCAAAUUAUCUCCGAAAUGGUUACCAACAAUCAAUUGGAUGAAGAAUACAGAGUUUUUGGUUUACAAUUCUUGAUUUCCUGUAUCAGUUACAGAAAAUCCAAGAUCUCUUCUAACAAAUUGGGUCCACAAAUCACUUUAGUUGCAUUGAAAGUUGCUUCUGGUGAAAUCGAUGUUGAAGAUGAAUUGGAAAACGAAGAUGAAGAAAAUGAAAAUGAAGAAAACAGUCCACCUUCUUUGGCUUUGAGAUUAUUGGCUGUCUUGGCUGGGGAAUUACCACCAUCACAAGUUGUCACUCCAUUGUUUGAAGCUUUACCUCAAAUGUUGGUUUCUUCUAAUCAAUUUGAAAGAAGAGCUGGUUUGUUGGCCAUCGGUGUUUGUUCUGCUGGUGCCCCAGACUACAUUUCCCUCCAAAUCCAAAAGAUUAUUCCAGCCCUUGUCAAUGGUUUGAAAGAUCCUGAACUCAUUGUUAAGGUCGCUGCUUUGAGAACUUUGACCCAAUUGACUUCUGAACUUCAAGAUAUUGUCACUGAUUAUCACGAACAAUUGUUGCCAUUGAUCAUUGAAAUUGUUGACUCUGCUUCCUCUGUUAUGGUUUACAAAUAUGCCACCUAUGCUUUGGAUGGUUUGAUUGAAUUCAUGAGUCACGAAGCUAUGGGUAAAUACAUUGAACCUUUGAUGCACAAAUUAUUCCACAUGUUGGGUCAAGCCAACUCUGUUUCUUUAAAAACUGCUAUUGUUUCUGCUAUUGGUUCAGCUGCUUUCGCUAGUGGUAAAGCUUUCACCCCAUACUUCCAAGGUUCUGUUCAACAAUUGGAACCAUUUAUUGCCAACUCUGCUUCUGUUGAAGGUUUGACUGAAGAUGAUGUUGAAUUAAGAGCUACUACCUUUGAAAAUAUUUCUACUAUGGCCAGAGCUGUUGGUUCUGAAACAUUUUCUGCUUAUGCCAAACCAUUGGUUGAAGCUGCUUACAAUUCAUUGAGUUCUGAACACUCUAGAAUUAGAGAAUCCGGUUUUGCAUUCAUUGCUAACAUGGCCAAGGUCUAUGGUGCUGAAUUUGCUGGUUUCUUGGAACAAAUUGUUCCCAAGAUUCUUGAAUGUUUGCAACAAGAAGAAAUCACUUUCAACUUUGAUCCAGAAACCGCUGAAUUUAAUGAAGAUGCUGAAGAUGAAGAUGCUGACCCACUUAGGGUUAACACCGGUAUCACCAUUGAAAAGGAAAUCGCUUCUGUUGCCUUGGGUGAAUUGGCUGUUGGUACUGGUAAAGAAUUCUUCAAAUAUGUUGAAUCUUCAUUCUCUGUUUUGGCUGAACAAGUUGAAAACUCUUACGGUAUGAGAGAUGCUGCCAUGAGUUGUUUAUUCAAAAUCACCAAAGCUAUGUUUGUUGCCGUGCAAGGUGAAGGAUUCAAAGCUCCAAUUGGUGUUCCAACUCAAUCAUAUGUUGAUGCAAACAUCUUGCAAUUGAUUCAAAAACUUAGAGAAAUCAGUGUUCCUCUUUUGGAAGAAGAAUUUGAAUCCAGUAUGGUUGCUUGUAUUUUGGAUGGUAUCUCCACUUCCCUUUACACUUUUGGUUCUAUUUUCAUUAUCGACAAUGCCAACAGCAGUGAUGCUUUGCGUAACUUGUGUGCCACUUUAAUGUCAUUAUUGAAGAAAGAGCAUACAUGUCAAAUCGAAGAUGAAGAAAUGCCACAAGAAGAAGAAGAUUCCUCUGAAACUGAGGUUUUGUUGAACGAAGCUACUUUAGAAGUUUUGAUUAACUUGUCUAUUGCAUUAAAGGGUGACUUUGUUGAAAUCUUCAGCUCAUUCAAAGACGUUAUCUUGGCUAAAUUCAACAGUAAAUCCAAACCUUUGAAGGUUGGUUCUAUUGGUGCUAUUGCUGAAAUGGUUGAAGGUAUGAAAGAAACUAAUCCAUACUCUGAAGAACUUUUGCAAGUUUUCACUGAUAAACUUGCUAAUGACAAAUCUAUUGAAGUCAAGGGUAAUGCUGCUUAUGGUAUCGGUUUAAUUGUUGAAUACAGUUCUGUUGAUCUUUCUGCCACUUAUCCACACAUUUUGGAAUUGUUGUUCCAUUUAUUGAACAAAGCUGAUAAACAAGCUAGUAACGUUGAUGAUGAAGAAGCUCAAGAAGUUGUCAACAGAUCAUACGCCAAUGCUUGUGGUUGUGUUUCUAGAAUGAUCUUGAAACACGAACAAGCUGUUCCAUUGGAACAUGUUCUUCCAGCCUUGUUGUCCCACUUACCAUUGAAAACUGGUCUUAAAGAAAAUAAACCAAUCUUUGAAGUUAUUAUUAAAUUGUACGGUUCUAAUAAUGAAUUAAUCAUCAAUGAAACUCAAAAGAUUGUUGAAAUCUUUGCUGGUGUAUUCAAAGCUGAAGCCGAAAGAAUUAAAUUGGCUAACGAAUCUACCUUGGGUAGAGAAGAAAACAUUGAUACUUUGAAACAAUUUGCAAACGAUGACUUGAAGAACAAGAUUAUUGAAUUGUUGAAACAUUUAGAACAAAGAUUUGUUGGGGUAGUAUCUUCAAAUGAAGUUUUAAAGUCAGUCAUUGCUUAA